GGAGCCCAUUGAAUGGCGGUGCUGGCUCGAAUGGCCGAAUGGCCUACUCCUGCAACUAUUGUCUAUUGUCUGUUGUGCUGCAGCAAGUAAGAAUUUCAUUGUUUAUCUGGGACACAUGACAAUAAAACUCUCUUGACUCCGCUCUAUGUUUCAGAAUAUGAUUUCGAAGAAAAUCAAUUUUGCUGACUUGGAUUUCAAUGACACUUUUGAAAAUUACACUGGAGAUUAUGAUUAUGAUUAUGAUGAGGAUGCGUCUCCGUGCGAACCAAUGGUACUGAGUUAUUCCAUCAGCGUUGUCCUGGCGGUGGUCUACAGCCUGGUGUGUCUCUUGGCCGUGACGGGGAACCUGUUGGUGAUGCUGGUCAUCCUUCUCAACCGCCGCUCCAUCUCAUCCACGGACGUCUACCUGCUCCAUCUGGCCACGGCCGACCUGCUCUUUGCCGUCACCCUGCCCUUCUGGGCAGUGGACGCCGUGUCUGGCUGGGUGUUUGGUGACGCCAUGUGUAAGGUGAUCAGUAUGUUGCAGGAGGUGAACUUUUACAGUGGCAUCCUCCUGCUGGCCUGCAUCAGUGUGGACCGCUACCUGGCCAUUGUCCGCUCUGUCCAGUCGCACGGCCACAAUAGGUCAUGGAUGGUCAAACUGGUGUGUGCCAUCGUCUGGUUCGUGGCCCUGCUCCUGUCCUUGCCCAUUCUCUACAAGGGUGAGUGGACCCACGGCGCCAGGACCCUGUGCUACGAGACCCUUGACGGACAAUCGGCCGACAUCUGGAGAACCGCCACCAGGUUUGUACGGCAUGUGAUUGGCUUCCUCAUGCCGCUGGCCGCCAUGGUCUUCUGCUACUCCGUCACUGUGUGGAAACUGUGCCAGACCAAGGGCUUCCAGAAGCAGAAAGCCAUGAAGGUCGUCAUCGCGGUGGUACUGGCCUUCCUGGUGUGCUGGCUGCCCUACAACGUCACGGUGCUGGUCGACACUCUGAUGAGGAGCAAACUCAUCGAAGACUCUUGCCCCAAACGUGACCACUUGGACAGGGCUCUGACCGCCACCCAGUUCUUGGGGUUCACGCACAGCUGCAUCAACCCAAUUAUCUACGCCUUCAUCGGGGUGAAGUUCAGGAAGAACCUGGUGAAGAUCCUGACCGAUGUAGGAAUCUUGAAGACAAGUGAAACUGCCGAUUUCAGGAGAUCAGAAUCGUACACCAUCUCCGGCCAAACCUCAACCACCAUUUAGACCAUGUAGGCAACAUCUCUUUACGCUCAGCUUUACUAUUGCCAUGUGUACCGAGGUACAGGGAACAGCUUUGUUCUGCAGCUGCCCAAACACACCAGAUAAUACUGGACAUAAAUACAAAGCCAAACUCAAGUCCAAUAGGUAGUGCAAAGGGGAAGAUACAGAGUGCAGAAUAUAGUUCUCAGCAUUAGACAAUAGACAACAGGUGCAGGAGUAGAGGCCAUUCGGCCCUUCGAGCCAACACUGCCAUUCAAUGUGAUCAUGGCUGAUCAUCCACAAUCAGUACCCCGUUCCUGCCUUCUCCCCAUAUCCCCUGACUCCGCUAUCUGUGAGAGCCCUAUCUAGCUCUCUCUUGAAAGUAUCCAGAGAACCGGCCUCCACCGCCCUCCGAGGUAGAGAAUUCCACAGACUCACAACUCUCUGUGAGAAAAAGUGUUUCCUCGUCUCCGUACUAAAUGGCUUACCCCUUAUUCUUAAACUGUGGCCCCUGGUUCUGGUCUCCGCCAACAUGUUUCCUGCCUCUAGCGUGUCCAAGCCUUACAUGUUUCAAUAAGAUACCCUCUCAUCCUUCUAAACUCCAGAGUGUACAAGCCCAGCCGCUCCAUUCUCUCAGCAUAUGACAGUCCCGCCAUCCCGGGAAUUAACCUGGUGAACCUACGCUGCACUCCCUCAAUAGCAAGAAUAGCAAGGGCACCUUUUUCAGAUUCCUCAAAGUGCUCGAGUACCUUGGA
Molecule: messenger RNA, 1959 nt
Organism: Leucoraja erinaceus (little skate)
Lineage: Eukaryota; Metazoa; Chordata; Chondrichthyes; Rajiformes; Rajidae
Product: C-X-C chemokine receptor type 2-like
Exons: 1
Coding region: 146-1228 (360 amino acids)
Biological process (GO): immune response; G protein-coupled receptor signaling pathway; neutrophil chemotaxis
Cellular component (GO): membrane
Molecular function (GO): C-X-C chemokine receptor activity
Source: RefSeq, a predicted model, not a curated record